CCAAGAUGGCAGCCCCCAUGACACAUGCGUAAUGUUAUUAGUCUGUUGAUCGAGUUAGACAUCACCCCCAAUAAGAGACAGCAGAUCGAUCUACUUCAACAAGAUGUCAUUGUCAAGUGAGCGGAGAGUGCUCGUUCUGUAUGGGAGUCAGACUGGUACCGCACAGGAUGUGGCUGAGAGGGUGGGUCGGGAGGCACGGAGACGGCAUUUCCACACGAGAGUCUCGGAACUGGAUUCAUAUCAAAUUGCUGACCUGAUACAUGAACCUCUGGUCAUCUUCGUGUGUGCCACCACUGGUCAAGGGGAUCCUCCAGAUAACAUGAAGAGAUUUUGGAAGUUUAUCCUGCGAAAGAACCUGCCUGCAGGCUCCCUUGGUCAAGUUCACUUCGCCGUGCUGGGGCUUGGCGAUUCCUCCUAUCAGAAGUUCAAUGUGGUUGGCAAGAAGCUGUACCGCCGCCUGCUCCAGCUGUCAGGUCAGUCCCUGGUCAGUGUGGGCCUUGCCGAUGACCAGCAUGAGCUGGGGCCAGAUGCUGUCAUUGACCCGUGGUUGACAUCACUGUGGAAGAAAGUUCUGGACCUUUGGCCACUGCCGCCUGGGGCUGAGAUCAUCAGUGCUGACAUCUGCCCCGCCCCUAGAUAUAGGGUUACCUUCUGUCAGGGAAACUCCAGCAGUAUGAAUGGAAGCCUGGGUGUAGACAAUCACACAUACUCGGCAACAGAUCCGUACAUGGCCCGUCUGCUUUCUAAUGAGAGAGUUACUGCCCCUGGUCACUUCCAAGAUGUCCGCCAUGUUAAGCUGGAUAUCACUGACUCAGGAAUAAGCUAUGCACCAGGUGAUGUCGUGAUGGUUCAUCCUGAAAAUCUGCCUGACAUGGUGGAAGAGUUUCUUCAACAUUUUAAUCUGGAUCCAGACAAAGAAUUCACGCUGGAGCAAAAUGAUUCCGACAUUCCACUUCCACCCUCCCUGCCUCACUGCUGUAGUGUCGGCCAUCUUGUGAAGAAAUAUUUGGAUAUCGGGGGAAUACCACGCAGGUAUUUCUUCGAGCUUCUGUCGCUUCUGUCUACAGAUGAACUGGAGAAGGAAAAACUGCAGGAGUUCUCCUCAGCAGAAGGACAGGAGGAGCUCUACACGUACUGCAACCGCCCCCGACGGACCACGCUGGAGGUUUUACAAGAUUUCCCACAGACAAGCAGUCAGAUAAAAUUUGAGUAUUUACUGGACUUGAUUCCACCACUGCAGCCAAGAGCUUUCUCCAUUGCAUCAUCACAACAGGCAAUGCCAAAUGAAAUUCACAUGCUAGUUGCUGUGGUUCAAUAUAAGACGAAGCUGUUCAAGCCACGAAGGGGAGUGUGUUCAACAUGGCUGGCUUCUCUCAAGGCCGACCUAGAUGUGACCAUCCCGGUAUGGGUGAAGAGAGGAACUAUACACUUCCCCACCUCACUACAGACACCAGCCAUCAUGGUGGGACCAGGGACGGGGGUGGCGCCGUUCAGAAGCUUCAUCCACGACCGAGCAGCCAACAAUGCUGGAGGCAACGUGUUGUUCUUCGGCUGUCGUAGCCAGUCCGCUGACUACUACUGUGGUGCUGAGUGGACCGAGCUGAGUGGGCGGGGCCUCCUGCACGUGCUGACCGCCUUCUCCCGGGACCAGGAGGACAAGGUGUACGUCCAGCACCGUAUCCGGGAUAACGCCGCGCUGAUCUGGGAUCUCCUUGACAACCACCAGGCCUGGUUCUACAUUGCUGGGAACGCCAAGAGAAUGCCGGAUGUAUAUGACACAGUGUCUCUGUUUGCAGGAACGCCAAGAGAAUGCCGGAAGUACAUGACACAGGGUCUCUGUUUGCAGGAACGCCAAGAGAAUGCUGGAUGUAUAUGACACAGGGUCUCUGUUUGCAGGAACGCCAAGAGAAUGCCGGAUGUAUAUGACACAGGGUCUCUGUUUGCAGGAACGCCAAGAGAAUGCAGGAUGUAUAUGACACAGGGUCUCUGUUUGCAGGAACGCUAAGAGAAUGCAGGAUGUAUAUGACACAGGGUCUCUGUUUGCAGGAACGCUAAGAGAAUGCAGGAUGUAUAUGACACAGGGUCUCUGUUUGCAGGAACGCCAAGAAAAUGCCGGAAGUACAUGACACAGGUUCUCUGUGUGCAGGAACGCCAAGAAAAUGCCGGAAGUACAUGACACAGGGUCUCUGUUUGCAGGAACGCCAAGAAAAUGCCGGAAGUACAUGACACAGGGUCUCUGUUUGCAGGAACGCCAAGGGAAUGCAGGAUGUAUAUGACACAGGGUCUCUGUUUGCAGGAACGCCAAGAAAAUGCCGGAAGUACAUGACACAGGGUCUCUGUUUGCAGGAACGCUAAGAGAAUGCAGGAAGUAUAUGACGGAGGGUCUCUGUUUGCAGGAACGCCAAGAGAAUGCCGGAAGUACAUGACACAGGGUCUCUGUUUGCAGGAAUGCUAAGAGAAUGCAGGAUGUAUAUGACACAGGGUCUCUGUUUGCAGGAACGCCAAGAAAAUGCCGGAAGUACAUGACACAGGGUCUCUGUUUGCAGGAACGCCAAGAAAAUGCCGGAAGUACAUGACACAGGGUCUCUGUUUGCAGGAACGCCAAGAGAAUGCAGGAUGUAUAUGACACAGGGUCUCUGUUUGCAGGAACGCCAAGAAAAUGCCGGAAGUACAUGACACAGGGUCUCUGUUUGCAGGAACGCUAAGAGAAUGCAGGAUGUAUAUGACACAGGGUCUCUGUUUGCAGGAACGCCAAGAGAAUGCCGGAAGUACAUGACACAGGGUCUCUGUUUGCAGGAUAGCUAAGAGAAUGCAGGAUGUAUAUGACACAGGGUCUCUGUUUGCAGGAACGCCAAGAGAAUGCCGGAAGUAUAUGACGGAGGGUCUCUGUUUACAGGAACGCCAAGAGGAUGCCGGAUGUAUAUGACACAGGGUCUCUGUUUGCAGGAACGCCAAGAGAAUGCCGGAAGUAUAUGACGGAGGGUCUCUGUUUACAGGAACGCCAAGAGGAUGCCGGAUGUACAUGACACA
Molecule: messenger RNA, 3030 nt
Organism: Haliotis rufescens (red abalone)
Lineage: Eukaryota; Metazoa; Mollusca; Gastropoda; Lepetellida; Haliotidae
Product: NADPH-dependent diflavin oxidoreductase 1-like
Exons: 15
Coding region: 104-1876 (590 amino acids)
Cellular component (GO): cytosol
Molecular function (GO): flavin adenine dinucleotide binding; FMN binding; NADPH-hemoprotein reductase activity
Source: RefSeq, a predicted model, not a curated record